CGGUGACGCAGGCCCUGGACUUGCGCGUUCAGCUAAGAGCAGAAGAAGCCGGCGACCUUGCAUUCUCAGCCGGAUCCCUGCCUAGCGGCCUGGACAUUCGCAGCUGAAGAGAUGGCAUUUGUGAAGAGUGGAUGGUUGCUUCGACAGAGUACCAUUUUGAAGCGCUGGAAGAAGAACUGGUUUGACCUGUGGUCCGACGGUCACCUGAUCUACUAUGAUGACCAGACCCGGCAGAGUAUAGAGGAUAAGGUCCACAUGCCGGUGGACUGCAUCAAUAUCCGCAUGGGGCAUGAGUGUCGAGAUAUCCAGCCUCCAGAUGGGAAGCCCAAAGACUGUCUGCUGCAGAUCGUCUGCCGAGACGGGAAAACCAUCAGUCUCUGUGCGGAGAGCACAGACGAUUGCCUGGCAUGGAAGUUUACACUGCAGGAUUCCAGAACGAACACAGCUUACGUUGGCUCAGCGAUCCUGUCUGAAGAGACCACAGUGGCCGCCUCGCCACCGCCCUACGCUGCCUACGCUACACCGACCCCUGAGGUCUAUGGCUAUGGUCCCUACAGUGGCGCAUACCCAGCAGGAACUCAAGUCGUCUAUGCUGCCAAUGGGCAAGCGUAUGCUGUGCCCUACCAGUACCCAUACGCAGGAGUUUAUGGACAACAGCCUGCCAACCAGGUCAUCAUCCGUGAGCGGUACCGAGACAAUGACAGUGACCUGGCCCUGGGCAUGCUCGCUGGGGCAGCCACAGGCAUGGCCCUGGGGUCUCUGUUCUGGGUCUUCUAGAGCCUUCAAGGUGUUCCGUGCAUCGCUUCUGUUAGUCCUGUGUGCAAUAAUUGAUUUGCAGGGCAUUUCUGUUUGUGACAGGUGUCUUUCGUAAUAAUUUAAAUAGUUCCUUUGAAGAUGGUAAUCUGAUGAUUGUGACUGGCCUGCAUGGUACCACAGAGAAGGCCUUGAAGUAUGCUGUGAGUGAGAACCUGAGUUCUUCAGGGUCCUGGCUUGCACCAAGUCUUUCCUAGGGAGCUCUUGGAUGACCUUAUGUAAACACACCCAUUCAAAAGGGCAUUUUCUGUUUAGUUAGAUGCAGUACUUAAUUAAAGAAUGACUUUCCCUGCUAUGCCAAUAAUAAUAAUGCUGAUGAAGGAGGAUAUGAAUGAGUGUGGAAAGAAGAAUUCAACUUCUUUUACUUUAACUGUGAAAUCUCACUCUAGACCUGACUGUAUAUUACCCCAGAGCUGUGGGUUGGUAGCUCCUGCAGGGCAGUGGUGUGAGAACCCUGUGAUCCGCCCUCCCUAGCUCCCAGGCACCUGCAAGACUGACUGCUCAGGAUGAAGAGGGGCACUCCCUCCCUUUAAAAAUGAUGCUUCAGCAAUCUGCCCAGUUUUAUUCUCCCGUUUGCUUUUCCCGGGAAUAAUUGGAAAUAGUCUUGAGUUAGGAAUUGAUUUGAGCCUCAGGAUUUGGGGGCUUUACCUUUAAACCUUGCUGAAUGAAGAGUAGUGAGUGACAGGUGGGUUGAGGUAGGCUGGCAUCUGCCCAGGGCUGUGUUUUCAGUGUUCACUGUUGGUGUAUUGAUUGCCAGCUCAGUCUGGCUAUAGCCUAUUUUUCUACUUGUAAAGAAAGUAUGGUGAGGGGAAUGGGGGAGAGCCUUAGUUAUAAUGUUCCUGUCUCAGGCCUUUGGGGGCCCAAGCUGUACGAGGGCACCCUUUAACUCCCAGAGAGGCUUGUCCUGAGCAGUGGUAGGGCCCUGUGGCUGUCCAGAAUGUGGGGACGAACCAGAGCUGGUCGGGGAUAACUCAGGUUCUGAGUGAAAAAUGAGAUUGGGUGGAGUCUCAGAGGUUUGUUCUAAUCCCUCGUGUUAGUGGGGAUCCAGCCUUGUUUUCCUUCCUGACCCCACUCAUGACAGGAAAGCUUAAAACAUUUCUAGCCCCAAAUGUGUGACGCCCCGGGAAGCCCACAGUCCUGUUUCCUGGGGGGGAAAAAUUGUAUUUCCAAUAUUAGAAAAUACACGUUCUACAUAUUUAAAUGUCCUGUCCUUUCACGUUUUAAAGCUCCUAAUUCCAGCUUUGUGACUGGCGUGUUUUAAACAGUGCCCUUUCACAAAGGCGGGACCGCGCAGUCACGGCCCGGCCCCUGACUCACAUCGUCCCGUUUCUCCAGAGUGUUCCCCGUAAGCACACUCGGGCUGCGCCCAGCGCAUGCGUGCUGUCUGGCUACGCUGCUCGGCAGCUUUCUCUCCAUCAGCUAAAGUCUUGAACGGAUCCCCAUGUGAGACAUUUGCCAAGUGGCUGUGACGGCGCCCACCGUGUUUUUCUAGCUGCUCCUAGGGGACUUGGUGACACAGUGCUGCCCAUUUCCAGUUGAAGUUCGCUUCUCUGUCAUCCUUGGUAGAUGGCUAUGUGGCAACGUGGUUCUGAUGGUUUAGAGUGUCACUUUAAUUAAAUGUGAUGUUGAUUGUACAUCCUGUGUUGUAAGGAUGGCUUUUUCUCACGUUAUCAUCCUUAAAGCUCCAUGCUUUACUUACAUGACAUUAAAUCAGUUUUCAGUGUUGUGCAGGGAUAUUAAUUUUGAACGUAGUUACUGGGAUUCCUAGAACCAGAGAGUAUUGAGUCAUGCUCCUGAAGUGCUGUUGAAACAGAAUUUUCUCCUGCUGUCCCGUGGGUGUGUCCUGCCUAGACCUUGACCCCAGUGGGGCUAGCUUUAACAGGCAGCCAUAGUUGAGCCUGAUCAGUCCUAACCACCAGUUGCUUGAUUCUGGAAUGAAGUACGUUCUGGGUAUGAAGAUGGACUCAGACAUUUCAUUUCCUCAGCCCCUGCCUUUGUAGAUGCUGCCGCUUUGAUUGUUUCAGCCACGUCACGUUGCACUUUAUAAGUCAUGCCUUGGAGGGAACGGCUUGUUCAGGGUUGAGGAGCAUUUCACGUCCAUGGAUCCUUUUAAACAAUGACCCAAGGCUGGAAGAGGUUGGCCGCAGACCUGUGCAUGACUGCUCUCCUUGCUCUUUUAGUUCUUUGAGUUAACAACUUUCCGCACGAAGGAGGGAAGCCUGGGAUCCAUCUCAGAUCGUCACUCGUCAAGAAGGCCCCACUUUACAUAUUUUAGGUCAUCAGCGCCCGCAGUGGCCUUCUGGAGUGUAGGGCGUUCCUGCGGUCGAGACAGGAUGACUCAGACUGAUUUUCUCCAUGUGUUGUUGCUCCUAUGUGACCUUUCAUUUUGCCUUCUAGUUUAUGUAGAUGAAAGGCAGAGAACACAGGCGGCCGGUCUUCUUUGUGAUUGCUUCUGCGUUCCUGUCAUUCUGUUGUGUCUACAGAGCCUGUCUCCCCGCCCCUUUUUGUGUGCACAUGGUAUGUUUCUAAGUGAACUUGUUAAAAUAUUAAAUGAUCAUUAACCUUCAA
Peromyscus leucopus (white-footed mouse) is the source of this 3381-nucleotide messenger RNA. RefSeq names its product pleckstrin homology domain containing B2 (gene Plekhb2). Gene Ontology annotation, biological process: regulation of cell differentiation. Bases 112 to 777 code for a protein of 221 amino acids. NCBI's taxonomy places the organism in Eukaryota, Metazoa, Chordata, Mammalia, Rodentia, Cricetidae. The record is from RefSeq and is a predicted model, not a curated record. Gene Ontology annotation, cellular component: membrane. The transcript has 8 exons.